UGUAAAUUAAGAGAUCUCAACAUAUUUACUCAUAGCGACGAGCCGAUUAUAGAUAACAAAAAAACUAAUAACUGAUUAGCUUCUUAAGCUUUAUACUCAAAAUUACUAUGGUUUAAAAUUUGCAAGAGUAGUUCAUAUUCAGAGACUAUAGACGGUGAUAGUCUAUCAGUUCCAUUAUACAUUUAGUUAAAAUGUCUAAGAAUAAGUUAAAUUUAACUUUACCGCCUGGUGUAACAGACAACCCACAGCCAGUGUCUCCGUCUGCUCCAUUGUCAGCAGCUUCAGAUGCAGGAUGUGAUAAGUUAAGUGUUGUAAGUUUACAAGAACAAUUAGAUCGCGUUGGGAUGGACGAUGAACAACGUAAACGAAUGGAACUGUUUUUAUGUCAAAAAGAAAAAAUUGGUGGAGAAUUAAGUGAUGCUGAUUUUGAGAAAAUGAAAGAUGGAGAAUUAGGUGCUGGAAAUGGAGGAGUAGUGAUGAAAGUUAAACAUAAAUCAAGUGGAUUGAUAAUGGCAAGAAAAUUAAUUCAUCUAGAAGUAAAACCUGCUAUAAAAAAACAAAUUAUUAGAGAACUCAAAAUUUUGCAUGAAUGUAACCAUGCACAUAUUGUUGGAUUUUAUGGAGCAUUUUAUAGUGAUGGUGAAAUCAGCAUAUGCAUGGAAUAUAUGGAUGGUGGUUCCCUAGAUCUCAUUUUACAAAAGACUCGAAUACCAGAGCCAAUACUUGGGACCAUCACAGCAGCUGUUGUUAAAGGACUUAUAUAUUUGAGGGAACAACAUUCAAUUAUUCAUAGAGAUGUUAAACCUAGUAAUAUUUUAGUAAAUAGUGCUGGAGAAAUCAAAAUAUGUGAUUUUGGAGUAUCUGGACAAUUAAUUGAUUCAAUGGCUAAUUCAUUUGUUGGAACCAGAUCAUAUAUGUCUCCUGAAAGACUCCAAGGAACACAAUAUACGUUACAAAGUGAUAUUUGGUCUUUGGGUUUAUCGUUAGUUGAAAUGGCGAUUGGUAUGUAUCCAAUACCUGCACCUGAUGCUAAGACAUUGGCUUCUAUAUUUGGUCCUAGAUCACAAACAUCUGAAACAUUGGAAAACUCAGAGGGUGACGUGUUUGCAAAUGGUAAUGGACCUAGACCUAUGGCUAUUUUUGAACUUCUUGACUACAUUGUUAAUGAACCACCACCAACUCUACCAGCCGGUAUUUUUACUGAUGCAUUUAAAGAUUUUGUUGAUAGAUGUUUAAAAAAAAAUCCAAAUGAAAGAGGAGAUUUUAAAAUGCUUAUGGACCAUAAAUGGAUUAGAAAAGCUGAAAGUGAACCAGUUGACAUUGCUGGAUGGGUUUGUAAAAUUAAAGGAUUAACUCCAACUACUCCUACAAGGAUGGCAUCCAACUCUGCCUCAUGAGUCUGCUCACUGCUCCUAAUACAACGGCUCACUGCUGCAGACUCCUAUGUAGACAGAAAUGUCUAGAGAGAUGCACCUCCCAAGCUUUAUCAUAUAAUCGCUUUUGCCAAGUUAUUUUAUUAUAAUUCAUUUUAAUAUAGCAAAUAAAUAAAGUGUAAAUUACAAGUUUUAAAUUUUAUUCUGAUUAAAUUAAGAAAUUUUAGAGACUUCUCAAAUUAAUUUAUGGGUGUAAUUCUUAUUUAAUUUUUUUUUUUUAAAGUUAAUGUGUGAUUGCAAAUUUUUAAUACAAGCGUGAUAUUAUUAAAAAUUAAUUAGGGUUUUUCUACUGUUCUAUUAUUCUAUUCCCUCUUAAAAUAUCAAUUUGAUCAUUAGUACAAUACUUAUUACAUUUUCAUAUUUAAAUUUUUUUUUUUAAAUUCUUAACCCAAAAUGUAUAUAAAAAAGAUUCUAUUUCAUAAAUUUUUUCUAUUACAUUUUUUUCUUAUUUUUUUAUUUUACUAUCUAUAAAAAUGUUAACUACAUUUUAAUAGAAGUUAAUUUAUUUUUAUUUUUAAUUGUGUUGUUUUAGUUGGUAGUUUUUAUUUAUACUAAUCAUCUAUUUGAUGAAUAAUCCUAUUUUUCUAAAUAAUUUGUUAUUACAUGUUUUUAUCUUAAGUUUACUUUAUUUAUUAUUUGUUCUUGCUACUGUUUUAGGAGGAACAAAUAAACAUACUGUAUGGUUUAAUUAAUUUUGUUAAAAAUAUUUUAAAAUAAUAAUGUUCAUAUAAAUCUUCAUUUUGAUUUAGUUACGCCUAUAUUAAACUUGUGUUUACUAUAGUUAAUACCACAAUUUCAUUUCAUUGUGCAAUAACUCCCUAUCUUAUAAUACGAAACUGAUAAUUUUUGUGAAUGAACUAAUUGUUAUCUGUUUUUUAUAUUUUAUUAAAUUUAUUUAAUUACAUAUAAGUAGUAUAACUUAUAAUAUAAAUGACAUUGAGUGUCUUGGCAUAUCAUUAGGCUAGUGGGAGCCUUAGUAGCAGGAGCAGCAAAACUUUGUAUUACUAAAUUAUGACAUGUUAGUGUCAACUAAAUAUCCUAACAGUUUAUUUGUCAUUUAUUUAUUCAUAAAUAAUAAUAAUAAUUAUUAUUAGUAUUCAUGAAAUGCUGUAUUAUAGAAAAAUUUUAAAUAAAAAAAUUUAAAUUUGAAA
Daktulosphaira vitifoliae (grape phylloxera) is the source of this 2584-nucleotide messenger RNA. It is a transcript of the gene Dsor1, whose product is annotated as dual specificity mitogen-activated protein kinase kinase dSOR1. Lineage: Eukaryota; Metazoa; Arthropoda; Insecta; Hemiptera; Phylloxeridae. The record is from RefSeq and is a predicted model, not a curated record. Gene Ontology annotation, biological process: protein phosphorylation. The transcript is spliced from 9 exons. The coding region runs from base 192 to 1397 and encodes 401 amino acids. Gene Ontology annotation, molecular function: protein kinase activity; ATP binding.